Molecule: messenger RNA, 1482 nt
Organism: Trichoderma harzianum CBS 226.95
Lineage: Eukaryota; Fungi; Ascomycota; Sordariomycetes; Hypocreales; Hypocreaceae
Exons: 5
Coding region: 31-1482 (483 amino acids)
Source: RefSeq, a predicted model, not a curated record
AAUCCUUUAUCGAGAGUGCACUGCAUUACCAUGUUGUCAGCUGAACAGGUUACCUUCUUCAAGGCGAAUGGUUAUCUCAUCGUUCGAGAUACCCUCAACGAUGCCGAGACUGCUGAAGUACAGAAGUGGGCGCAGGAGGUCCACGACUGGACGCCAACUGCCGACUCUCAAUUUAUGCCCUACGAGGAGAUAAAUUCUCGUGGAGAGACGGUUCUCUGCCGUACAGAAAAUUACGCGGAUAGCCACGAGGGGUUCAAUAGACUACUCCGCGGCGAAAGGCUCUUGGGUAUUCUGGAGGAGCUUUCAGGAGAGCCCAUGUAUCUUUUUAAGGAAAAGAUUAAUUACAAGCUCGCAGGAAGUGGUGGAUUUGCGCCGCACAUUGAUGCCGUGGCUUACAAUCACAUUAAAGAUGUGAAGCAUCUCACAAUCUUGCUUGCUGUUGACAAAUCGACUCUGAACAACGGAGGCCUGGAGGUUGUUGAUGCUAGCCACAACAUGGAUAUUCCCCUCAACGUUGAAGAUCACUGCAUCACCGAUGAGUGGGUUGACUCUCAUGAGUGGAAGCCUGUUGAGCUCGAGCCCGGCCAGCUGCUCAUUUUUACUUCAUACUUGGCUCACCGCAGUGGACCUAACCACAGCAAUGAGAACCGCAAAGCGCUCUAUGCUACGUAUAACCGUGCGAGUGAAGGCGAUUUGCAUAGGGAUUACUACGAGCUGAGGAAGAAAGAGUGGCCUGCCACUCACAUGCGUAAGAAGGGAGAGACGUAUGAAGAUGGAGCUUUGAGAUACGCGUUCGGUUCGCCGAUGCUGAGCCCCAGGCAAGCCUUAUUGCCUGUCGUCACUUUCAUCAUCAAAAUGGCCAUCCCUGCAACCCUUGAGCCAGAGGCUGUCACCUCUUACAUAAUUUCCAUUCUUCAAGCCUCAGACUACACUCCCUACAUCGGCGAGCCAAUCUCUCAGCUGCAGCAUUCCCUGCAAUGUGCUGCGUUAGCCGCCGAGGCAUCUCCAGCCGUGGACGAAGCUACACAGGUUGCUGCGCUACUUCAUGAUGUUGGGCAAUUUGCUCCAGCAGAUGACUUGAUUGUCUCAGCAAGUCUUCCGAUUCAAAACUUGGGAGAUGCUCCGACUACACAGAGCGUUGGACGUGUCGGCCAUGAGACUCUGGGAGCCCGCCUCUUGCUCUCACUAGGCUUCUCAGACAAAGUCGCUCGCCUGGUGGAAUCGCACGUAGCAGCCAAACGCUAUUUGUGUGCCGUAGACGAGUCUUAUAAUGACUUGCUCUCAGAAGCAAGCAAAAAGAGCCUAUUUUACCAAGGCGGGCCAAUGUCUUCAGAAGAAGUAAAGGAAUUCAGCUCUGGUCCGUGGUGCCAGGAAAUGUGCCAGCUCAGGAAGUGGGAUGACGAGGCAAAGGUUGAAGGACUCGUAGUGAGAAAUUUGGAUAGUUGGAGGGAGGCAAUCGAGAGGCAGAUUGAGCGAAGAUGA